AUGUUAGUGACCGAGAAGAAGACAAGGUCACACCUCGGCCUCCUCCCCGGGGACUGCGCGGGCCCCUGCGGUGCUGGCCUAGGUGCCGGGUGCUGCCAGGCGCCACCCCUCUUUCAUGCCCACCCCGCUGACAGUGGAGAGGAACGGGGCGGAGCAGAUGGACUGGGCGCCGGCCGGCUCAGGGUCCCUGGUCCGGUCCAGGUGGCUCGGGAACUCCGGGCCAGCUGCGGGGGCCGGGAAGGGGACCCCGUUUUCCAUGACAAUGGCAGAGGCGGUCCCCUCCCCCCCUUCCCGGUCUGGCUGGCAGUGGGCUCUGGCCUGGGGGGCAACUGCACGGGCUGCGUCAUCUGCUCGGAGGACAACGGCUGCUCCACCUGCCAGCAGAGGCUCUUCCUGCUCAUCCGCCGCGAGGGCGUCCGCCAGUUCGGCAAGUGCGUGCACGGCUGUCCGCUCGGCUUCUUCGGCAUCCGCGGCCAGGACGUCAACAGGUGCAAAAGAUGCGGGUCCACGUGUGACAGCUGCUUCAGCCAGGACUUCUGCAUCCGCUGCAAGAGACGGUUCUUUCUGCACAAGGGGAAGUGUCUGCGCGCCUGCCCGCCAGGCACCUUGACGCACCAGAGCACCCGGGAGUGCCAGGAAUUCAUUCUUCAACUUUUAGAGAACACAAAUUUGGUGCACCAGCUCUCUAACAAGAGAAAUGUUUUCAUAUUUAAUCUCCUGUGUCAUUAUUGAUGGCCUCACCAAGAUAAGAAAUAAUUAAAAGGAGGACUGUCAUCUCCAAGGAGGAGCCCCAGGUAAUCGGGACUACAGAGGGGAAGGAAUCAGCCUACUGAUGGACGCUGACGCAUGUCUCUUGGUCUUUCUCUGGAACCCUAGCCUUCUUCCCAGACAUCAUUCAUCAGUGAAAGGAGAUGCUGGAGUUGAGCAUGAAUUUUUUCUCCUCUGCGAUGCCUGUAUGC
Molecule: messenger RNA, 959 nt
Organism: Fukomys damarensis (Damara mole-rat)
Lineage: Eukaryota; Metazoa; Chordata; Mammalia; Rodentia; Bathyergidae
Gene: Rspo4
Product: R-spondin 4
Exons: 7
Coding region: 1-732 (243 amino acids)
Source: RefSeq, a predicted model, not a curated record